GUGUUGGGCGCUGCACGGUCUUGCACGGUGCACCACUGCAACGCAACCCCAUCGCAGCACUUCAAGACGCCUUCAAUUAUUUGGAAGACUCUUCGUCUAUCCGAAAACCCGAACUUCUUAGCCGCAUCAGGUCAACAAUUCACGAGCCUGAUAGCCAUAUCAUUUCUGCAAGAUGAAGGGCUUCACCAAAGCAAUCAAGCGGACACCCCACCUUGUCACAUCUAAAGUCGGCUUCUCGAAGAAGUCUUCUGAUCCCGAAUUUGACGACUACAAUCGUCAUUUUAUCAGCCUCGAGCAGGCCACAGAAAAGUUGCUCAAAGAUACCAAAGCAUUCUCCGACUCCGUUAUAUCACUCUUCACUUCUUCUGCGGGAUUCGCCAACCAUUUCAAUUUUAUAUUCUCUCCCUUGAAUGCCGAGUAUAACUUGCAGGGCAAGCAUCCCUCCUGCGAGGCAACCAUCGCAAACACUCCUCCGUACUCAACUGCUCUCGACGAACUUCGUUCUGCGAUCUCUCCUGAACUAGAGCUCAUCGAUUCAAGAAUCUCUGCGCCCGUGAAAGAGUUUCAGGGUGUCCUCAAGUUGAUCAGGAAGAGCAUCACCAAACGCGAUCAUAAGCUGGUCGAUUAUGAUCGGUUCAAUAACUCACUUACUAAACUGAGGGACAAGAAAGAGAAGAGUUUGAGUGAUGAAAAGAAUUUGUUCAAGCUUGAGCAAGACUUUGAGAUUGCCACAAAUGAGUAUGAUUACAUCAACAACGCGCUCAAGACAGAUCUCCCGCGGUUCAUGCAACUUGCAACUCAUUUCAUCGACCCUCUUUUUCAUUCAUUCUACUAUAUGCAGCUUAACGUUUAUUAUCUUUUCCUCGAGAAAAUGAAUUCGUUCGCGGAAGGUCGAUAUGACGUCACCAACGUCCCCGGCGCUCAAAUCCUGGCUGACUAUGAAGAGAAGCGAACGGACGCAUGGAGUACAAUUGAGGAUCUCAACAUCACCAAGCGCAUCAUAUCGACCUCGAAACUUGUACAAGCUAAUCGCGCGACUGGCGGCAAUACACUGACUGUUGGUUCCUCCAUCGGUCGUUCACCCAGCAUUACAAGUGCUGGCAGCGGGAGCAGCCGCUCAAUGCCUCCACCAUCUCGAGCAGCGACCACAUCUUCCUUUACCAAGAAGGCUCCUCCACCGCCGCCAGGCCAGACACCCGCACCUCCUCCCCCGUACUCUGCUGCUUCAAAUGAUGCCAUUACAAAGAGGGCGCCUCCGCCUCCACCACUAAAACCCAAACCAAAGCCAGAGCCAGCAGUAGAGUAUGUUACAGCAUUAUAUGACUUCGAUGCCCAGGCCGAUGGAGAUCUUUCUUUUAAAACCGGCGACCGCAUCGAAAUUGUGACCAAGACAGAGAGUCAGGAAGAUUGGUGGACAGGUCGUCUUGAUGGCGCCCAAGGUGUAUUCCCAGGCAACUACGUCCAGUGAUGUGGAGAUGGAUAUUUGACAGUUGAGUAUUAAUUGAGUAGUAGUUUACAUUUGGAGGACAUUACAUCUGCCUAUUGGACAACCAUAUUGUUGUACAGUCAUUGGGCGGCGUCGCAGAUUGCAUCAAACCCUCCUGUCUGCUUCACUGACAGUCUUCCUCUGUAGGCUGUUGCACCUUGCACAGGUCGUCUGCACUUCUGGCAGGCUCUUCUCCUUUGAGCAACUGCGUACCAGCCGAUCGUUGCCCCGAUUUCCAAGGAGGCAUUUCGUACCUGCUUGAUAGGCACGUCAUCAAGAACGUUCUCAAUAAACUCUACCGUUGCAUUUCCUGCGGAUCCAACAUGUCAUGCCACAUGCGGAAGGAACUUGAACCGUACAACUUUAUUGGCGAGAAUAGAGACUGCACAUGCCAACAUUUAAGAGCUGUGAAUGAGACC
This is a messenger RNA of Suillus clintonianus, 1905 nucleotides long. RefSeq lists its product as uncharacterized. Gene Ontology annotation, molecular function: lipid binding; protein binding. Gene Ontology annotation, biological process: endocytosis; actin cortical patch localization; plasma membrane tubulation. The coding region runs from base 173 to 1468 and encodes 431 amino acids. Gene Ontology annotation, cellular component: mating projection tip; Rvs161p-Rvs167p complex; medial cortex. The transcript has 8 exons. NCBI's taxonomy places the organism in Eukaryota, Fungi, Basidiomycota, Agaricomycetes, Boletales, Suillaceae. The record is from RefSeq and is a predicted model, not a curated record.